Molecule: messenger RNA, 702 nt
Organism: Lucilia sericata (common green bottle fly)
Lineage: Eukaryota; Metazoa; Arthropoda; Insecta; Diptera; Calliphoridae
Product: aprataxin and PNK-like factor
Exons: 3
Coding region: 123-614 (163 amino acids)
Biological process (GO): double-strand break repair
Cellular component (GO): nucleus; site of double-strand break
Molecular function (GO): DNA-(apurinic or apyrimidinic site) endonuclease activity; 3'-5' exonuclease activity
Source: RefSeq, a predicted model, not a curated record
CCUAACUGCAUUAAAUCCAUUACUGAAAAACACAAUAAUCGGUUAACAGCAAAUUUAAGCAAAAUUUAACUGAGUAGUAAGAAACCCGACCUUAGCCAGAUAAAUUCAAACAGAUUGCGAAAAUGAGUGACGAAGAAAAUAUUGUUGUUGCAACAGCUAUUAGCGGGGAAGAUGAAACAUUAGGAAACAACAAAUCUAUCACCAACAACACUCCAAAUGAUGCCGCAAACACAAGAGAUAACAAUGAUGAAAGACCCUCAUGCAAAUUUGGAAGACAAUGCUUCAGACAAAAUCCAAGGCAUCGUUUAGAUAUGGCACAUCCAGGAGAUGUAGAUUAUACAGUACCGGAUAUGCCGGAACCCAUAGACGGUGCCUCUAAAUGCAAAUAUGGUCGACAAUGUUAUAGACUUAAUCCAGAACAUUUUAAAAACUUUCAACACCCUCGCAAUAUUAAUAUACAAGAAAACUACCGAAAAUACGUUCUACAACGUCAAGGAAAUAGGAGGAAUAGUGAUAGUAGUUUUGAUUAUAAUUUCAGUGAUGAUGAUGGAACCCAGGAUCCAUUUGGAGGAGAUUCUGGAUCAGAUUAUAAGCCAAGUGACGAUGAAGAUUAAAACUAUUUAUUUUUAUUAUUCCAUUGUUUGAUUUGUAAAAAGAAAGUGUUAACAUGUAGUAUUUUAAUAAAAACCUUCAUCUAUGUCA